Molecule: messenger RNA, 939 nt
Organism: Zeugodacus cucurbitae (melon fly)
Lineage: Eukaryota; Metazoa; Arthropoda; Insecta; Diptera; Tephritidae
Product: kelch-like protein 5
Exons: 6
Coding region: 193-939 (248 amino acids)
Molecular function (GO): protein binding
Source: RefSeq, a predicted model, not a curated record
UCACAUACAAACAUUACCGGGUUGUGAGAAUUUGGCCCUCAAGGCGGUUAUAUGGAUCAAAGAGCCCGCAGUACGGACAAAGAUAAAUAUCCGAUUUGCAGGACGACGCGGAGAAUUAACAUUGCUAGCGCUUUACAAAGAGGCGGGGAAGAAUAGCCCAUGUGUGCUGCAAUAUGACAAAACUGACGAUAAAUGGCAAGAAUAUGCGAGAAGGAUAUAUUAUUUUUUGGCGGUUAUGAGUCAUCAUCCAACACCGUUCUCAAAUGGAAUAUACGAAGUAAAACAUGGGGAGAAUUGCCCGCAAUGAACCAGUCAAGACGUCUUCCCAGUGUUGUCGAAUUAGAUGAUAAAAUAUACGCGAUUGGUGGCCGUGGGGAUGAUAAGAUGCUGUUGCAGUCAGUUGAAAUGUAUACGACAUCCAGUGGUUGGGAGUUCGUGAAACCUUUAAUUACAGCACGAUACAGCACCGAUGCAGUGACUUUAAAUGGAAAAAUUUAUGUAUUGGGCGGAUUGAGUAAAAAUAUCUUGAAUGACUUAAAAUCCGUUGAAUGCUACAACCCUGACUCGAAUACAUGGACUUCAUGUGCAGAUAUGAUAAAGGGUCACUAUGGCACUGGUGCAGCUGCACACAAUGGUCACAUAUAUGUUUCAGGCGGUUCUGGGAACUUGUACAGAGCUGUUGAACGUUACGAUCCUCAGCGGGACACAUGGUCUGAGAUUUGCUGUUUGAACACGGACGGGACCUAUUGCUCUCGAAUCGCUUUCGCAUCUCUAGACAAUAAACUAUGGACCAUUGGGGGUUUGGUGGGGAGUGGGAGAAAGGCUAAUGUAUCAGUUUAUGAUGAAGAAAAUGACUGUUGGAUAAAGAAGAGUUUAUUAUCCAAGGGUUCCAUAUAUUUCUGUUUUGUUGUGCCUGCAUCUCUACUGCCAUCGAACUAA